AUGUCGCCUCCGUAUUCAUCACCAGCCCAGGUCCCCAGCAAGAAGCGGGCAUCGACAAUGGACAUGAACAUGCCGCCCGGCAAGCGCAGGAAGAGCUCCGUCAUCUCACAGCCACCCACACAUCCCCUGCGCCAGACAUCGUUCCCGCCAGAAGCAGGCUCGCCGUAUCCCCGGUCGCCGUCGGUGGACGCCGCGUCGCACGUCAGCGGCAGCGUGGUGAGCGCGACGACGAGCGCCGUGUCGAAGCGCAAGCGCGGUAGGAAAGCCAAGGGCGCAAAAGGCGGCGAGGACGGGGGAGACAAGACGCCGAGCCUGGUGGGGGGCAAGGCAAUGACGACGGCGAGCGGGCAGGGAGGGGGAGCGGGCGAUAAGGAUGCUGAGGAGGAUGAAGAGGAUGACAAGGAGGAGAUGGCGCUGGAGGAUGCGGUCGCGCGGACGCAGGAGCAGAAGCAGGAAGAAAUAAGAUUGAGGGCUAUGCUCGUGGAGGCGUUUGACCCGGUGCAGUAUGAUCGGUACGAGUUUUGGAGGGCGGCCAAGUUGUCGGAGGCGGUUGUCAAGAGGGUCGUCAAUGCUACCGUCUCGCAGUCGGUGCCCCAGAUGGUGGCAACGGCAGUCAAGGCAGUCGCCAAGCUCUUUGCCGGAGAGAUCAUCGAGGGAGCACGAAGCGUGCAAGCCGAAUGGAUCCUCGCGGGAGAGAAGCAGAGCGAGGUCGCGACGCCGCCGCCGUUGACAGACGAAGCCGAAAACGACGAAGAGCCUGACCUCCGCAGGGGCCCGCUGCGGCCAGACCACCUGAGAGAGGCGUGGCGGCGGUACAAGCUGAGCCACGAGAGCCGAGGAGUUGGAGUGCAGCAACUGUGGCACGCGCAGCAGGGGACCGGGGUGGAGAGAUUUUCGACGAGGACGGGGAACAGGCUGUUUCGGUGA
Trichoderma citrinoviride is the source of this 927-nucleotide messenger RNA. RefSeq names its product TAFII28-domain-containing protein. Gene Ontology annotation, cellular component: nucleus; transcription factor TFIID complex. The transcript is spliced from 2 exons. Lineage: Eukaryota; Fungi; Ascomycota; Sordariomycetes; Hypocreales; Hypocreaceae. The coding region runs from base 1 to 927 and encodes 308 amino acids. The record is from RefSeq and is a predicted model, not a curated record. Gene Ontology annotation, molecular function: transcription coactivator activity; protein heterodimerization activity. Gene Ontology annotation, biological process: RNA polymerase II preinitiation complex assembly; transcription initiation at RNA polymerase II promoter.